Pseudophryne corroboree (corroboree frog) is the source of this 2301-nucleotide messenger RNA. It is a transcript of the gene CFAP97D2, whose product is annotated as CFAP97 domain containing 2. NCBI's taxonomy places the organism in Eukaryota, Metazoa, Chordata, Amphibia, Anura, Myobatrachidae. The record is from RefSeq and is a predicted model, not a curated record. The transcript is spliced from 5 exons. The coding region runs from base 82 to 1002 and encodes 306 amino acids.
CUCCCCAGGCUCUGAUCCUCUGUCUCAGUCACUCAUUUCAAAGUUUGCAGGCUGGGGAGGUAGCUAAGCUUCACUGUCAGGAUGCACAGAGCCUAUCAGCCAAUAUUACCAUGUGGUAAUAAAUACUUGCAGCAGAAAUGGGACAAAACCUACUAUGAUGAGCAUAAGAGAAAGGUACAGUCAGCUAAACCGAUGGUGGAUACAAACAGUCCUCAAACAUAUGUCCAUCUCAAUCUCAAACUCAAGAAAUUGAAGCUUGAAGAAGAGCGUCUAUCGGUUAUUGAAAGGGAUAACCAUCUGUUGCUAGAGAAAAUGUCAACUAUUAUGAGAACCAAAGGAAGGAUUGACAACAAAAAUAAUUAUGAAGGAAAAAGUUUAAACAAGGAAAAAAGAGAGCAAGAAUUGCUGAAAGUUUCCAGAGAAAAUCAGACCAUUGGGGACAGACUUACAAGGUGUGAGCCUCAGUACCGGGCUGAAAAGUGGCAUGAGGACUGGGUAAAAGCAGAGAAAUACAUGGACAGCAUCGCAAAAUACCCAAGGGGAUGGUAUGCCGCCCGUCACCAGAAGGUUUUAAAAGGAAAAAAGAAAACUGCCAGGAGAGAGUCUGAGGUGGAUAUCAAAGCUGAAGUGGAGGAAGACGAUAAUAAUGAGGAAAAAGAAUUAGUGGAUGAAAAAUAUAGCAAAAAAGAUUUAAAUAAGGAGAAAGCUGUAAAUACCACAGAAAAUAAAGUUCAUGAAACAGAAAACACAACAGAAGAAAAAACUAAAGAUACAAAUAAGGAGACAGCAGACACCAUAAAAGAGGAAACCCAAGAGAACAACAUGGUGGAACAGGAGUCACAUAGGGAAGAGGAGAACGCAGAGGAUAGCAAAACACUGGUGGAUGAAAAUGAAGAUCAUUAUUAUGAUACGGGGAAAGACGACAAGUCAGACAAGUCAGAAGAGUCAGAGAGUGACCAAGAGACAGAUGAUGAGCAUAAUUCAAUCCAUAAAUCAGAAUAGAUUAUUAUUAUUAUUAUCAUCAUCAUCAUCAGCAUUGCCCGAAUGAUGGCCUGCACAGAUUUGAAAUAGUUACAUGAUUAAGAUAUGGCCAGUCACUGUAGCAUAUAAAGAAAAGGUUGGGUAGUAAUGUUUAGGAAUUCUCAUUAUACUGAAUCAGCAAUAUAAAGGCCCAUACACACUGGGCGAUUUUGAUCUGAAAGCAGCUCACUUUUGAUGUGUUGAGCUGCUUUCAGCUCAAAGCCGCCCAGUGUGUAUGCCCCGGUGAUGAGCGCUGAUGCGCACUCCCGCUUCAUUGCUGGCGGCCGCCGUUCAUCUGCUGGUAUUACCAGUAGAUGAACAGCGGGGUGGCGGCUUUCCAUAGCGUCCUGCUAUGGAAAGCCUCUCACUCCCACUGACAUCGUUGGGCAGGGGGGAAAAGCCCCACAUGUCAGGUCCUGCCCCCCUGCACAGGUGCAGACUGAAUUAACCCCAAUAUUCAUGAGAAUUUUCAUUAACGGAUACUGUGCACCUAUCUACCUGAUCCAGUGGUAUGGUGCCUGUGGUGCUGACACUUAGGGGUGAAUGUAAUAGGGAGCGAGAAUCAGAAAGUGAGAGAUUUUUGGAGAGCUCUCCUGUUUAUUUUAAAAGCGGCAAUCAUUUACAUGGCAAAACCAGGUUGAUUUUGCCAUAUAAAUGAUUGCCACUUUAAAUAAUCAGAACUCUCAAAAUCUCUCACUUUCUGGUUCUCUCAUCCUAUUACAUUCCCCCUUAGUCUUGGCCUCAGCAUGUUCCCUAACAGGUGGGUGCCUUCUGAAGAUGCAGCACUAAAAUCAAACCCAAUCUGCCUAUAUAAAGCUCACUCUGAUCAAUGAACAGUGCCGGAGUAUCAGUUCUCAUACCUUGUACCAUUGUUACUCUUCCAUGCUAUAUUGAUUACAGUGUACCAAACCCAGCCUCAGUUGUGAGCCUGUACUUAUGCUCCAGAACUUGACUUGUUUUCCUGUCCUGCAUUUGUACCUGUGUCACAGACCUCUGCUACUAUGCUUAUUCUAAAUUUGACCCUGUGACCCUGACUGCCUCUCUGCAUUGACCAUCCUUCUGAAUUGGUUCUGUAAUUUGUUCACCCUGCCAGUGCAAACCCUGUUCUGACAUUAAAAUCCAUUACCCCAGUCCUUCACUGUGACAAGAAUUCUGGCAAUCAUUUCACUAGGAUUUAGUGUCUAAUUUAUGCCACAAGUUCUUAUGAAUUGAUAUAUCACAUUUAUUUACAGGUAGCAGCAUAUAUAAAUUAAAUAAAUAUAUGUAAAUUUUUAAACUUAA